Magnolia sinica is the source of this 746-nucleotide messenger RNA. Its product is annotated as heavy metal-associated isoprenylated plant protein 47-like. Bases 124 to 507 code for a protein of 127 amino acids. The record is from RefSeq and is a predicted model, not a curated record. The transcript has 3 exons. Gene Ontology annotation, molecular function: metal ion binding. Lineage: Eukaryota; Viridiplantae; Streptophyta; Magnoliopsida; Magnoliales; Magnoliaceae.
AAAGAAGGGGGCUUUCUUCUCCUAAUACACUUCAUAGACGAUCUCCAAAUUAAACUGCAUUUUGGCGGUGUUUGGAGAUAGAUUGAAGUUUCAAACGCUUGUGUACUAAAACAACCAAAGAAUAUGAAGAGGAAAACAGUUAUAAAGGUGCACAUGAAGUGCCAAAAAUGCCGAACCAAGGCCUUGGAGAUCGCUGCAACGGCGAAAGGUGUGAGUUCAGUGGCCAUAGAAGGGAAGGAAAGAGAUCAGGUGGUGGUGGUUGGAGAUGGAGUGGACCCCAUCAAGUUGACGAGCUUGAUGAGGAAGAAGGUGGGCCAUGCAGAUCUUAUUAGCGUACAAGAAGUAAAGCCAAAAGAUGAAAAGGAGUCGAAGAUUGAAGUGAAAGAUCAACGGCUAUGGAAAUCAGAUUGGCCACAGUAUCCACAAUAUCCCCAGUGUCCUCAGUAUCCCUACGUUGUUAAAUAUGAGCCGGUUUACGACCCCACCCCUGGUUGUUCUAUCAUGUGAAUCACAUGUUCAUAUGUAAUACCUUAUGUUCAAAACUGUCACCCAUGUGAGACAUCGGAACCGUUCAUCAGGUGGGCCACACGGAGUAGUUGGCCUAGCUGAAAAUCAGGCCACUCAUCAGGUAGACUUUGAAGACAAUGGCUAGUUCAUACACAUGUAGCCCAAGAGAUGAAUGGCCAAACAAGAUUUUUGCUCCAGGUCGCCUAAACUGUGGGGCCUGCCUGAUGCAUGCCUUAAAU